Molecule: messenger RNA, 1476 nt
Organism: Mesorhabditis spiculigera
Lineage: Eukaryota; Metazoa; Nematoda; Chromadorea; Rhabditida; Rhabditidae
Source: the annotation of a GenBank genome assembly
AUGAACACAUUUGCAAAAUCACUGACUGCAACGGGCCUGGCCUUGUCGAUCAGCCUCGGCGCCCAAGCCGCCACGCACUAUGAGCAGUUGGCCGAUCUGCCGCUUGCCGGCGGCUACCCGACACUGGAGGGCGUGGCACAACUGCAAAACGAAUUGCUGUUCCAGCGCGCCGUGCAGUCGUACAUCUGGGCACUGCCGGCGUUGAACAUGUACGCCAUGAAAGAAGGCUCGGAAAAAACCUUCGGUGCCGGCUACAACGUGCUGCCGAUCUGGAAGGAUCGCCUCAACGCCAAGACCCGCGUCACCACGCCCAAUUCCGACGUGAUCUAUGCCAUGGGCUAUCUGGAUCUCAAGCAGGACGGCCCGAUGGUGAUCGAAGUCCCGCCAGGCUUGCAGGGCAUUCUCGAUGACUUCUUCCAACGGCCGAUCUGCUCCGAGGGCCAGAUCGAAGCUCGCCAAUGGUGUGGUGAUGUCGGGCUGCCGGGACCGGACAAAGGCAAGGGCGCCAAGUAUCUGGUGCUGCCACCGGACUACAAGGGCGAGGUACCGCCGGGCUACCUGACUUACCGCUCGCGCACUUACGGUGUGUUCGUGUUCUGGCGCGGAUUCUUCAAGGACCCGAAACAACUGGAGGCACCGGUCGCAGUCAUGGAGCAGACGCGCAUCUAUCCGCUGGGCAAACAGGCCACGGCCAAAGCGAUGGAAUUCCCCAACGCCUCGAAAACUCCGGUCAACAUGCUCUACCCCUCCGACGGCGGUGCGUUCGACAUGCUGUCGCGGUUCAUCGAUCACGAAUACGUUGACCCGCAAGACAUGGAAAUGCGCGGCAUGCUCGCCGCUCUGGGCAUCGUCAAAGGCAAACCGUUCAAACCGGAGCCUGCCACCCGCGACCUGCUCGACAAGGCAGCGAAAACCGCGAGCAAGAUCGGCCAUGCCAUUUCUUACACGCCGCAAACCAUUGUCGCCAAUGGCACCUGGUAUCCGGAUCGCAAGUGGUUGAACGUAUUCCCCGGCAAUGCGACGUUCACCGCCGACACCUUCAAUUACAUCGACCCGCGCACCGGUUUUUUCACCAAUGCCUACUCGGCGAGUCCGGGCAUGGCGGUGAACAUGGAAAACGUCGGUGCCAAGUACCCGGCCACUUUCGUCGAUGCCAAAGGCCAAUUCCUUUCUGGCAGCAACAGCUACUUGCUGAACCUGCCCAAAGGCAUUCCUGCGGCGUUGUUCUGGUCGGUGACGGCGUAUGACUCGAUCACCGCAUCAGGCCUGGAUAACGGCCAGCCGUUCCCGUCGCUGAACACCAUGGACAAGCCCGUCACCAACGCCGACGGCUCGAUCGAUGUGCAUUUCGGCCCGAACUCACCGGGCUCCGGCAAAAACUGGAUCAAAACCCUGCCGGGCGAAGGCUACUUCGUGAUUCUGCGGUUAUAUGGCCCGACCAAGGCGUUCUUCGACAAGGCAUGGAAACCGGGGACU